This is a messenger RNA of Trichoderma aggressivum f. europaeum, 1431 nucleotides long. RefSeq lists its product as uncharacterized. The transcript has a single exon. Lineage: Eukaryota; Fungi; Ascomycota; Sordariomycetes; Hypocreales; Hypocreaceae. The record is from RefSeq and is a predicted model, not a curated record. Bases 1 to 1431 code for a protein of 476 amino acids.
AUGACAACGCCAAAUUAUUGCUCUCCUGCGGGUGAAGCUCUGAUAACCUUUUUCAGCACAACUCGUGUAUCCAAUUCGACCUCUACGCUAACUGUCCAGGCGCCCUCGCCCUCUUCUGUGUCUCACUCCUACGACCCCUUUAUGCCUGACCUAAUCCCAAUUCCACUGCCCACAUUUUCCAUCGAUCUUCCUGAAGUUAUUACGCAAACGCCCGAUGCCGCCGGAAAGGGUGGCGGCGGAGUCAUCAUCACAAUGAGACCGUUUCUUUCAUAUAGUCGAUUUGUCGUGACGUUUAUCACGACUGACAAGAAUCCAUCCGUGGUGUUUUCACCUGAACCAACCCCUGAUUUCAGCCAAACACUGGUUACUGGCAACAUUGGAGAUGGCCAUCAUAAGACCGUAGACGUCACAGAUGGCCCUCGGAGCAACACUUUUAAGCUUGACACACCGGGAAGCGUGAAACAGCUCCCAGUGACUACCUUUCACCUUACUGCUGGGGGACAACAGGUCAUCAUCAACGACAGGACCGUGUCCAAUCUGAAGCCUGAUCAGACGACCACGGUCACGGUCCGAAACGAAGUGUUCACCAUUUUCCCCACUGCAGUUGUGGGAUUGGGCUCGACAAUCAUGAAACCUGCUCCUCAAGCAACACCUCCUCCUGCACCAGCCGCGACGAGUGGGACUUUGGGAGGUAUUCCUGUAAUAAUCUCGGGGUCGCAAGUUGUUGUCGACGGCACCACCAUGAGAAUCCCACGGCAGGAAACCACCACAAGUAUCAACGGUCAAAAAGUUGUUCUCGGGGCGGGAACUGUUGCCGUCGGUCGCGAAACCCUCAUCUUGCCCUCGCCGCGGCCUACUCAUGAGAUUGUGACGGGAGGAGAAAUGCUCACCGCCAUUGGCACUUCUGUCGUCGUUCUACACUCCACGACCAUCACAUACGGCCUCGACAUAGCUCCCAAUCAAACAGUUAUCAACGGAGAAACCGUCUCGAUUGGUCCAAGAGGCGUCUCCAUCCAUGGCACAACCAUAGGCGGGCCCUCCGCAAACGCCACGGCCACGGAAUACGAAAUCGUCGGGGGCAUCACAGUUGGGAAAGUCCUUCCGUCUCUUGUCGUCGUCAACGGGGCGACUUAUGCCAUCAAUGAAGACGGCGAUCUGGACAACUUUGAGACCACUGUCAUAAACAACCAGACUAUCACUAUUGGUCCCAGCGGCUUGGUCGUCUCGUCGCAGACGUUGACGUACCCUGGAUCUUCUGUUACGGCGACUCUGUCCUCUGGAGAGUCGAUGCCUGAUUUUCCCAUUGAGACGGGCGGUCAUGGGGAUCGUGAGGAUGAUGAUGAGAGCGGCGCGUUUUCAUGGCGUGGAGAGUUAUCUAUUGGUAAUACCAUUGGAUUUUGUUUCGCGAUAAGCGUCUGGAUGCUCGCCUGA